Monopterus albus (swamp eel) is the source of this 4872-nucleotide messenger RNA. It is a transcript of the gene znf408, whose product is annotated as zinc finger protein 408. Gene Ontology annotation, biological process: positive regulation of transcription by RNA polymerase II. The record is from RefSeq and is a predicted model, not a curated record. Gene Ontology annotation, cellular component: nucleoplasm; nucleus. NCBI's taxonomy places the organism in Eukaryota, Metazoa, Chordata, Actinopteri, Synbranchiformes, Synbranchidae. Gene Ontology annotation, molecular function: RNA polymerase II cis-regulatory region sequence-specific DNA binding; DNA-binding transcription repressor activity, RNA polymerase II-specific. Bases 179 to 2770 code for a protein of 863 amino acids. The transcript is spliced from 10 exons.
AAUUGGUGUUUCAUUAAGAAGUAACCCACCUUUGCCAGCUGUUUUCAGAUUUUUGACUGCUAACGGAACCAAAUCAAUGCGUCUUUUUUCCGGUCGGACCGUAAACUACAGGGACAUCCGUUAUGGCUGGAUAACGAUGGCUUACCCCGAGUUUACAUCGGAAUAAACAAACUGGUUGAUGGCAACUCUUGCUCCUCCCAUCCCAUCUGCUCUUGCCUCAUUGCUUUCCACAUUGCUUCCCUGCGGUUUUGCUAUAGGGCCUUCACGGCUCUGUGAGGGCAAGCUGGGGCUGUGGUGGGUGGGUCGUUCGCUGGAGGCUGGUUCGCUUCUAGGGAGAGAGGGGGACACAGAAUGGGCAUGGAAAUAUCACAGGGACCUGAUGAAUCACAGCCAAGAAGAUGAACUCAUGAUGAAGUUCCAGAAAGGACAGACCAACAGCGCAGAGGCAGAAAAGGCACUGACAGAGAGAGCGGCACAUAAAGAAGCUCUACUGCAAAAAGAUCCCUGGAUCAACUUUGCCUGUCAGGCACAAAGCAGAGCCCAGGAGAAUGUGGCAGUGCAGUGUGCAUGUAGCGGGGUGUGUGUGGGUGAGUGUGCGGAGGUAUAUCUGCGUGUGCGUCAGGUCAUCCAGCCAGGAUCAGAGCUGCUGUUGUAUGAUGGUAUCGUGGGAAAAACCUGGAGAACAGAUAGACCUGAUGCACAGGAUGACUCUCCUGCACAAAACAAAGGCUUGGCGAUUUCAUCUAUGAGAAUUAACGCUGUGCUUCAAGCCCGCAAAGAUUGCGACUUGGAACAUAUCAAAGACCCAGAGGCCAUAAUUACCAACAUAUCAGUCAUUCAAGAAGAGGACACAGAUGCCAAACACAAGGAGGAUGACGAGGAGGAAGGACACAGAAACACCUGCAGAUACAUCAAGCGGAGUCAUCGAGUCACACGCAGGAGGAAGGGACUUGAGAAAAUCCUUUCUGAGCCGAGUCCAGACAGUGACAGGCAGCAAGAUACCCGCACUGGCACACAGUCAGACACAACACACAUAAAUAACAUCACCACAGGAGGUGGACACACAGAUAGUACAGGUGGUGUUGAGGCUGCUGGGACACAAUCUCGAGGCCUCUCUGAACCCCCAGCUGUCCGCAGCAGCUCCCGCCUGGCUGGUAAACCACGACAGGUUCACUGUCUGACCAGCCGGAUGAAAAGACCCCCUGCCCGCUCUGACCCACUCCAACACACAGAGGGACAAAGGCAGGGCUCCUCUGCGAGUGCCGUGUCUGUUCCAGAGAAGGUGCUUUCUAUGAGGACAGUACACCCUGAGGCUGUCGCAGCAACAAGUGCUGCUGGGGUGACACCUGCAUGGCAUCCAGAGAACAGAGAGAGGCGGUACAGAUGUUCCAGCUGUGGUAAAAGGUUCUACCAGCUCAGUCACUUGAAGAAGCAUCACUUUAGUCACACAGAGGAGAAGCCAUUCACUUGCCCAGAGUGUGGGAAAAGCUACACCUCUGCAGAAAGCUUCAGAGCCCAUCAGAUGAGUCACCGCGGGGAGCGUCCGUUCUCCUGUCCUCACUGUGAGAAGACCUAUGGCCUGAAGCGGGACCUGAAGGAGCACUUAGUCGUGCACACUGGAGAAAAACCUUACACCUGUGAGCACUGUGGCAAGGCAUUCGCACGCCGCCCCUCCCUACGCAUCCACCGCCUCCUUCACUGCAGCAGAAUGAUCUACAUGCAGCCCCCGAAGGUGCAGUGUACAGUUUGCUCUAAGUUGCUGGCAAACUCCGGUUCUCUGAGGAACCACAUGAAACUCCACACAGGGGAAAAGCCUCACAUCUGUCAGCACUGUGGGAAGUGCUUCAGUCAAAAAGGAAACCUCCAGUGCCAUCUGAGAAUUCACAAUGGAGAGAAGCCGUAUCCCUGCACCGAGUGCAACCAGACUUUCUCUCAGAAACCAGAACUUCGCCGGCACAUGUUUGCCCACACUGGGGGAAGUUUCCUCUGUAGCUACUGUGGAAAAUCGUUGAGGGACCCGCACAGCUUGAAGUCCCACGAGAGACUGCACACUGGAGAAAGGCCCCAUCGCUGCACUAUCUGUGGAAAAGGCUACACCUUGGCCACCAAACUGAGGAGACACAUAAAGUCGUCUCACCUGAUGGAGAAGCCAUACAGCUGCCACUGCGGCGCUUCCUACACCGUGAGACAAAGUCUGCUGAGGCACCAAGCUCAACACAGGACAGAGGGAGGAACUCAGAAGGAGGUGGAGGAGGAGGGAAGACAUGGAGAGGAGAUGAAAAGCAGGAAGAAAGAGGUUGUGCGAAAGUUGGUGGCUUUAAGCUCCGGCCACCCAAAACCAGUCAGAGGCCGACCCAAGAAGAACUCGCUUCCCCAAGAAUCAGGAGAGAAAAAUGGAGGGGGAAUGAAGCAGAGAAGAGGACAAGACAGAGAGGACAAAAAUGAGGUGAGGCAGGUAGGGAGGAAGAUUCAAGAGGAUGAGACCUCAAUGGGAGGAGAUGGAGAGGUUUCUAGUAACAUCCAACACGCCGUUGUGUACGUCCAUACGGACAACCUGUCCACGCCAAGCUCCACCCCUCUGCUCCUCACCUCGGAGAGCUCACUGCCUACAGGGAUGGGGCAGGAGCUGGUGGAGGUAGUGAUAACUGAGGGAACAGAGCAGUGCAUUGUGGUCCACGGGCAGCAGACGGUAGGAGAGCUGCUGAUCGUACAGGAGGAGGGGAGUGGACUCUGCUCUGUGGCUCAGACUGUUGAGAUAAACACAGUCUAGCACAAAAUUCAAAGUUUGUCAAAUCAUUAUCUGGCAGUUUCUAUCUGACAGAUGUUUCAGUGGACCCUGACUACAAGGAAUCAUGUCGCACUGCUACAGUAAAUAUUAUUUCAUCAGUGUAUCUCAUUAUAAAGCUUUUUGUUUUAAACCCACCUUCCAUCACCCUACCUCAUACACAUUUUCUUCGGGUUAAUAAUUUAUUUUUUUUUGCAUUUUCCAGAUUCCGUUUGAACAACCGCUACAGAGCAGAUGUGAGCUCAGACGUAAUUGGCUAUUGGGUACACAUGUAGUAUGGGAGAGAAAUAGCAGUAGCAGCAGUUGGAACAAGAGAAGUGAACCUCCUGCCCUGUUCUCACAUUCCACCAUGUUUUGUUUCAUUUUGGUUUGUGUGUGUGUGUGUGUAAACAUGUCCCAGAGCCUCUUCCGUGAUUUUCUUUCAUGUUGAACAUGAGUGCACUGCCUGAUUGUGAGUAGCCAACACCCAAAGCUGACAUUUAUUGUUGAGGUGUAAGAUGAAACAAAACAUUGUGCUGUCAGAGACCACUGAAGUUGCAAUGAAAGAUCUGAACUUGACAUCGCGACUUCUACAUUUAACCAGCUAUGCCCUGGAGUUAAAAGAAACUAAAUAAAAAUACAUCUCAAAAUACAUUGUGCUCUAUGUGUGUCUUCAGCCACAUUUGAAGGACCUAUACUCCCACACAGCUGUUUUCACUUAGCCUGCCUGUUUAGACCUUUGCUCAGGUUGGAGGUGGUCACCAUGUGCUAAAUUUGUCCCAGCCUAACAGGCGAAGUGAAGGUAAAAUGAAACUGAGGAUCAAUCCAACACAGUCUGAAGUGAAAUUGUCCUUUCUUUCAUUAUCUGUGUUUGACUGUGUAUUAAUGUGUUGUAUAUGUAAAUUCCUUUAAAGUACAGACUGAUGUGCUUCACAGAGUGAUGAAAAAUGACUCAUUCAUUCCACACCACAUACCGAUACUUGAUGUAUUCACUGAUUUGAUUUUUUUUUUUUUUUUUUUUGGUCACAGCAGAACAAACUGUAAACAGAACAUGAUAUGUUAUCACCUUAUAAAAUUGUUAAUUAACAUUCUCCAUGUAAUAUUUCUGUAACGGUAAAGCUAGCGUUGGUUUUGUUGGUCCCUUGGUCCCUGUUUUCUUGAGCAAAAUAUCAUGGGUUGUUUCCUCUGCUUUCAGUAACAUCACUAUAUGGACACAAGACUGACAAUGUAAAGAAGGAGCCGAAUUUUGGAGGCAGCCCGACUGUCACAGAGAGGUUCGACAUCAGGCUGGUUCUCUGUCCGGUCAUGUUAGUUAAUAAUCAAAAGGCUUAGUCAUGCUGUUGAAAAUAGAGACAAACGUCAGCCGCUGGUGAGCCUCAGGAUGUUGUCUAUAAAAGACCCUCCAUAUGACCAAAUUUCAAAACCAGCUGGACAUCUGGUGCAUACAGAGAAGUAGAAAUGCAUAUUUCCCCACUCCUAAAAGAUUUAUUUAGUCUGCAUAGGAAAGGUGUGGCAAAAUAUAAAUAUAUGGCCAUAAGUAAGUAGACAGGUCUUUACACAUACUUUUGUGUACAGUAUGUUUAGGUCCAAGGUUUCUUUGUUCCAGUGAAGGGACAUUUUACAAUGAUAAUACAUUGUUAUUAGAGACAAUUGUGUGCUUCCAGCUUUGUGGCAACACUUUCACUGUCUCUUUCCUGGCACAACAUGACAAUGUCCCCAUGUUGCAAAUUCAAUCAAAUUGCAAAAUUCAAUCAAAUGACUACAGAGACUUAAAAUGAGUAAAAAUAGAUGCAGAACAGCCACAGAGAUACAAAAUGAGUACAAUGAAGCACAAUGUGAGUACAGAGAGAGACACAAGACAAAAAUAGACAUGCUGCUUACCAAAAUGACAAAGAGACAAGACUAUUACAAAGAGUCUUUUGAGCUACCUUUCAGAAUAACAUUAGUAUAGAAAUUACAGUAUAAUCAUAAGACUUUGGAAAAUUCACAAACUACCCAGCAAUUCAACUUAAAUACUUAUAAGCUUGUUAAAACUAGCCCCCUCGUUUACCAGCUGCAGCAUUAAAUCUAAUGAACACUAGUGCAUCUGUAAUUAUCAAAUCAUAUAA